AUGGGAUGGAGUCACAGCCGUCCUCUGAUUGGUGGAUGUGUAAAAGACUCCGUCCUUCGUGGACAAGAUACAAGAUCCUCCCAAGUAAAAUACCUGGUAGUGUCCAAGAGGAGCAAGGACAUGUUGGACAACACAGCAGAAUCCGUACAAAAGGUUGAUUGUUCUGAUGACUGCUCAUGCAGUAGUUUAGGCUCACCCAUCAGUCAUAGCAGUCGAUACCAUUGUGAUAAUGUAACAGGCAGUAGUUUAGGCUCACCCAUCAGUCAUAGCAGUCGAUACCGUUGUGAUAAUGUAACAGGCAGUAGUUUAGGCUCACCCAUCAGUCAUAGCAGUUGGUACCAUUGUGAUAAUGUAACAGACAGUAGUUUAGGCUCACCCAUCAGUCAUAGCAGUUGGUACCAUUGUGAUAAUGUAACAGACAGUAGUUUAGGCUCACCCAUCAGUCAUAGCAGUCGAUACCAUUGUGAUAAUGUAACAGGCAGUAGAAGUUUAGACUCGACCAUCAGUCAUAGCAGUCGAUACCAUUGUGAUAAUGUAACAGACAGUAGUUUAGGCUCACCCAUCAGUCAUAGCAGUCGAUACCGUUGUGAUAAUGUAACAGACAGUAGUUUAGGCUCACCCAUCAGUCAUAGUAGUCGAUACCAUUGUGAUAAUGUAACAGACAGUAGUUUAGGCUCACCCAUCAGUCAUAGCAGUCGAUACCAUUGUGAUAAUGUAACAGGCAGUAGUUUAGACUCGACCAUCAGUCAUAGUAGUCGAUACCAUUGUGAUAAUGUAACAGGCAGUAGUUUAGGCUCACCCAUCAGUCAUAGCAGUCGAUACCAUUGUGAUAAUGUAACAGGCAGUAGUUUAGGCUCACCCAUCAGUCACAGCAGCAGUAGUUUAGGCUCGACCAUCAGUCAUAGCAGUCGAUACCAUUGUGAUAAUGUAACAGACAGUAGUUUAGGCUCACCCAUCAGUCAUAGCAGUUGGUACCAUUGUGAUAAUGUAACAGGCAGUAGUUUAGGCUCACCCAUCAGUCAUAGCAGUCGAUACCAUUGUGAUAAUGUAACAGGCAGUAGUUUAGGCUCACCCAUCAGUCAUAGCAGUUGGUACCAUUGUGAUAAUGUAACAGGCAGUAGUUUAGGCUCACCCAUCAGUCAUAGCAGUCGAUACCAUUGUGAUAAUGUAACAGGCAGUAGUUUAGGCUCACCCAUCAGUCAUAGUAGUCGAUACCAUUGUGAUAAUGUAACAGGCAGUAGUUUAGGCUCACCCAUCAGUCAUAGUAGUCGAUACCAUUGUGAUAAUUUAACAGACAGUAGUUUAGGCUCACCCAUCAGUCAUAGUAGUCCAUACCAUUGUGAUAAUGUAACAGACAGUAGUUUAGGCUCACCCAUCAGUCAUAGCAGUCGAUACCAUUGUGAUAAUUUAACAGGCAGUAGUUUAGGCUCACCCAUCAGUCAUAGCAGUAGUUUAGGCUCACCCAUCAGUCAUAGCAGUCGAUACCAUUGUGAUAAUGUAACAGGCAGUAGUUUAGGCUCACCAAUCAGUCAUAGCAGUCGAUACCAUUGUGAUAAUGUAACAGGCAGUAGUUUAGGCUCACCAAUCAGUCAUAGCAGUCGAUACCAUUGUGAUAAUGUAACAGACAGUAGUUUAGGCUCACCCAUCAGUCAUAGUAGUCGAUACCAUUGUGAUAAUGUAACAGACAGUAGUUUAGGCUCACCCAUCAGUCAUAGCAGUCGAUACCAUUGUGAUAAUGUAACAGGCAGUAGUUUAGACUCGACCAUCAGUCAUAGUAGUCCAUACCAUUGUGAUAAUGUAACAGGCAGUAGUUUAGGCUCACCCAUCAGUCAUAGCAGUCGAUACCAUUGUGAUAAUGUAACAGGCAGUAGUUUAGGCUCACCCAUCAGUCACAGCAGUUGGUACCAUUGUGAUAAUGUAACAGGCAGUAGUUUAGACUCGACCAUCAGUCAUAGCAGUUGA
Molecule: messenger RNA, 1962 nt
Organism: Pecten maximus
Lineage: Eukaryota; Metazoa; Mollusca; Bivalvia; Pectinida; Pectinidae
Product: dentin sialophosphoprotein-like
Exons: 4
Coding region: 1-1962 (653 amino acids)
Source: RefSeq, a predicted model, not a curated record